UUUAGCUGCUUCACUUUAGAAGACGAAGAAGAGAAAUGGCGUUCUCUACCCGAAGCAUUCAGUGGGGUACAAGCACCCGCAGCCAACCUACUGCCCCCAGCAUCAGUGGGUUAAGCUCCAGGAAAAUAGCCAUCCAAAAGAUCCAGGCGCCCAGUGUCUACGGGGGAGCGGGGGGCUACGGCACCCGCAUCUCUACCAGCUCCGGCUAUGGGCAAGGCUUCGGUGGGAACUUCCAGCUUAAUAUUACUGGUAAUGAUGUGCUGCUCGCUGGCAAUGAAAAAUCAACUAUGCAAAAUCUAAAUGACCGUUUGGCAUCGUACCUGGAGAAGGUGCGUUCUCUAGAAAAGGCAAACUCGCUGAUCGAAAAGCAGAUCAAGGAGUGGUACGAGAGCAACACCACAGACAUUAGGCAAGACUAUAGCUCAUACUUUAAAACAAUUGAGGAUCUCCAAAAUAAGGUUGCUGCUGCACAGUUGGAAAAUGCAAGGCUUGUCCUGCAGAUUGACAAUGCCAAACUGGCUGCUGAUGAUUUUAGAAUGAAGUAUGAGAAUGAAUACCUGCUUAGGCAAAGUGUCGACAGUGACACUAACGGACUGCUCCGGGUUCGUGAUGACUUGACUUUGACAAAAUCUGAUUUGGAGUCUCAGAUUGAAAGUAUGAAUGAAGAACUGGCUUUUCUAAAGAAGAACCACGAGGAGGACGUUGACCGACUGCGCAAACAGGUGGGCGGCUCAGUUAACGUAGAGGUGGAUGCUGCUCCAAGUAUUGAUCUUGCGACUAUUAUGGAAAACAUGAGGAAGCAAUAUGAAGAAAUGGCAGAAAAGAACCGUCAAGAAGCCAAAGAACAAUUUGAAAAGCAGACAGCAGAACUGAACCAGGAAGUGGCAAUCAACGUUGAGCAGCUGCAGGUCCAAAGGAAAGAGAUCACUGACCGGAGACAGAUCUUCCAGGGUCUGGAGCUUGAAUUACAGUCCCACCUUAACAUGAAAAAGUCUUUAGAAGACAGUUUGGCUGAAACUGAAGCACGUUACAAUUAUCAGCUAAGCCAAAUCCAGGAAACAGUUGCCAAUUUAGAGGCUCAACUGAGGCAACUCCGAGUUGAAAUGGAGGGUCAGAAUAAUGAGUACUGUCUGUUGCUGGAUAUCAAGACUCGCUUGGAAAUGGAGAUUGCCACGUACCGACGUCUGCUGGAAGGAGAGGACAGUGGACAUUUCCAAUUGGAGGAAUCUGCAGCAGAGCUUGAAAAAGCAGAAUCAAGUAAAGUUAAGAAGAUCAAGACAAUUGUUGAAGAGGUGAUUGAUGGCAAGGUUGUCUCCUCUGAGAUCAAGGAGAUUGAAGAGAAGCUGUAAAUGGCAGCAGCAGAGAGGAGACGGCUCCGAGCUUCCUGCAGCUGAGGCCAGAAUUAGAAGAUUAAACUUUGUAAAGAAUCCAGUCUUCUUCCUAAAACCCAGAAGGGCUGAAAAAUGCCACACUAUCAAAUCUCAAUCAAUCUUUGUCUUUUCUUUUCUUUUUUUGGGGGGGGGAGGUAAUUAAUAAAAAUCAGUAAGUUACAAAGUACAAGAUUUUGGGUUUACGUACAUAGUGACUAAAUACCUUGAUUAAAAAACAACCAAGCAGCCUGUUAUAAAUGUAGAAUUGUUUCUAAGACAGAUAAAAAUGGAAGCUUUAGUUUUUACUUACAUCAGUCUUAAAAUUACAUUUAAGAACUUUUUCAGUAAAAAUUGGAAAGUCAAAUGACUUAUGGCAUGAACUUACUAUAGCUUUUAAAAUAAUUUAAAUUAAAUUUAGAAAAAUACUUCAGCACUGCUUAGCGCUGAAGUUUCAAAGCACUAAGCUAGUGAAAGUCACUGGAUGAAGGCACGGGACACAGUUACCCAUGUGCUUAACAAGCCCUCGAUGGUAGUGGGCUCUUCUGAAAGCCCUAGGAGUUUUUCUUCAUUUCUUCAGACCGUUCACGACAACAGCUGGUGCCUUAAGUCUUCCCACACUUUCAACAUAUUAAUAAGAGUUUUCAGAAGAGAGCUUCUAUUUCUGAAACCUUGAUGGACACCUUAUCAAAACUUUAUGAGAAAGAAUUUAAGAUACAGAUGAUACACUUGCUAUCUAAUAUGUUAAUGUAAUUGCAAUUCAAAGUUUAGCAAUCUAUUUUUUCUCUUACAUACUAGCACAUUCA
Molecule: messenger RNA, 2173 nt
Organism: Chroicocephalus ridibundus (black-headed gull)
Lineage: Eukaryota; Metazoa; Chordata; Aves; Charadriiformes; Laridae
Product: keratin, type I cytoskeletal 20-like
Exons: 8
Coding region: 36-1349 (437 amino acids)
Biological process (GO): epithelial cell differentiation; intermediate filament organization
Cellular component (GO): cytoskeleton
Molecular function (GO): structural molecule activity
Source: RefSeq, a predicted model, not a curated record